GUUGUUCCACCUGUCCUGUUCAGUAAUGUUGAGGUUGUUUUACCUGUCCUGUUCAGUAAUGUUGAGGUUGUUUUACCUGUCCUGUUCAGUAAUGUUGUUGAGGUUGUUCCUCCUGUCCUGUACAGUAAUGUUGUUGAGGUUGUUCCUCCUGUCCUGUACAGUAAUGUUGUUGAGGUUGUUCUUCCUGUCCUGUACAGUAAUGUUGUUGAGGUUGUUCUUCCUGUCCUGUACAGUAAUGUUGUUGAGGUUGUUCUUCCUGUCCUGUACAGUAAUGUUGUUGAGGUUGUUCCUCCUGUCCUGUUCAGUAAUGUUGAGGUUGUUCCUCCUGUCCUGUUCAGUAAUGUUGAGGUUGUUCCUCCUGUCCUGUUCAGUAAUGUUGAGGUUGUUCCUCCUGUCCUGUUCAGUAAUGUUGAGGUUGUUCCUCCUGUCCUGUUCAGUAAUGUUGAGGUUGUUCCUCCUGUCCUGUUCAGUAAUGUUGAGGUUGUUCCACCUGUCCUGUUCAGUAAUGUUGAGGUUGUUCCUCCUGUCCUGUUCAGUAAUGUUGAGGUUGUUCCUCCUGUCCUGUUCAGUAAUGUUGAGGUUGUUCCUCCUGUCCUGUUCAGUAAUGUUGAGGUUGUUCCUCCUGUCCUGUUCAGUAAUGUUGAGGUUGUUCCUCCUGUCCUGUUCAGUAAUGUUGAGGUUGUUCCACCUGUUCAGUAAUGUUGAGGUUGUUCCUCCUGUCCUGUUCAGUAAUGUUGUUGAGGUUGUUCCUCAUUCUCUUCUUUCCUUAUUUCUUUGUCUUAUUUGGAAUGUUUUUCCUCCUUUGUGUCCCCGUCGUCUUACGUCAGGUGACGUCGCUCGUCCCUUUAAAGUCCGACGUAGGACGCCGGUGUGUCCCUCCCAGAGGCGUGUGUGUCCCUCCCAGAGGCGUGUGUGUCCCUCCCAGAGGCGUGUGUGUCCCUCCCAGAGGCGUGUGUGUCCCUCCCAGAGGCGUGUGUGUAGUGUACAGUGGUAGGUAGGUCAUA
Messenger RNA from Oncorhynchus tshawytscha (Chinook salmon), 1004 nucleotides. RefSeq lists its product as uncharacterized. The transcript has 2 exons. The record is from RefSeq and is a predicted model, not a curated record. The coding region runs from base 26 to 994 and encodes 322 amino acids. NCBI's taxonomy places the organism in Eukaryota, Metazoa, Chordata, Actinopteri, Salmoniformes, Salmonidae.